Penaeus monodon (black tiger shrimp) is the source of this 666-nucleotide messenger RNA. RefSeq lists its product as uncharacterized. The record is from RefSeq and is a predicted model, not a curated record. The transcript is spliced from 3 exons. Bases 99 to 497 code for a protein of 132 amino acids. Lineage: Eukaryota; Metazoa; Arthropoda; Malacostraca; Decapoda; Penaeidae.
CAAAAACAUUCAACUCCAGAAAGUCUUUACGUCGGGAUUGUAUUGGAUUUUAUUCCAAGUUAAUCCGCUAUUUCGUCUUUUUAUGGGAAUCGCACACAAUGAGCAGUGACGACCUUUUUGAUGCUGUUGACGCCCUUGAGCAACAGCAGUAUCAUGCUGGGGAGGAAGAAGGUCUAGAAGAGGGUCGUAAGAAACACAUAACGACAGGUGCACUACUUGGAUGGCAACAGGCAUGUCACAUCCAGCAGGAACUCUGUCGUAUUGAAGGACUUUUUGAAUCUCUGCUGCUGAACUGCCAAUCAGACAUCAACCCCAAACUACAGAAUCAAAUGGAAAAGCUCCUUGCGACCAUCAGGGAGAGUCCAAACUGGGACCCGGCUGAUGAGGAGACCAUGGAGGCCAAACUCACUGCUAUCCAUACCAAGAGUAGAUACAUCCUGCAGCGACUGAAAAUACCAGCCAAAGUUAUUGACAGAAGUGUUGAUGGGGAUUUUUAAAGAGACAUAUUUCUGAUAGAUAUUUAAUUGAAAUGUAUUGGAAACGGAUUUUGCUCAGUAGAGGUAUUAAUUUUUAUGCAACUCCUUUUCUGAAUUUUCCAAUGAUUGGAAAGGAUGUGAUAUAAUGUCUAAUUUACUGUGUAUUAGUACAUAUAAAUAUUCUUUUAAG